Molecule: messenger RNA, 611 nt
Organism: Prunus mume (Japanese apricot)
Lineage: Eukaryota; Viridiplantae; Streptophyta; Magnoliopsida; Rosales; Rosaceae
Product: FCS-Like Zinc finger 17-like
Source: RefSeq, a predicted model, not a curated record
UUCUGUUUCUUCUUCUUUCUUCUUCUCUCUCCUCUUCUCUCCUCUUCUCUCUGGUUCAGCAAAAAUGAACUCCAAGUUCAGAAAGGCCUCCAAUUUGGUCGACCAUAAGCAGAGCUCAGUGGCUGUUGGAUUGAAAAUCCUUAUACAGGUCUCACAAGGGAACAAGUCAAAUAUCAUUGUGAAAUCUUCAUUAAGAUUGAGCCAGCCCAACCCUGAGUUCUCUUGCUUUCUCAAAACAUGUCACUUAUGCAACAAGGGAUUAAGCCUUGAGAAAGAGGUCUACAUGUACAGAGGUGAUCUAGGAUUUUGCAGCAUACAGUGCAGGAACAGACAGAUUGUGAUUGAUGAAAUGAGAGACUUAGAGGCUUCUACCAAGCAAAUGCUAGCAUCUUACAGGCGUGGCCAAAAUCGUUGCAGCAGCAAUACUAAGAGUCGGCUUAGUGUCUUGGAAGAUGUACAUCUACAACAAGACCGAAUUCCACAGCACAGAAACAUAUUUGCACUUUAAAUUAAAUUAAAUAUAUACUCUUUUUAAUUUUUCUAGCUUCUAUGAGUUGAAAAUUGCUAAGCGGGAAGAAAAUUUUAAUGAAGUGAGCUAUUGGAUUGUUUAA